Messenger RNA from Belonocnema kinseyi, 991 nucleotides. Its product is annotated as SRR1-like protein. The transcript has 3 exons. The record is from RefSeq and is a predicted model, not a curated record. Gene Ontology annotation, cellular component: nucleus; cytoplasm. Gene Ontology annotation, biological process: microtubule-based process. Lineage: Eukaryota; Metazoa; Arthropoda; Insecta; Hymenoptera; Cynipidae. Bases 33 to 827 code for a protein of 264 amino acids.
CUCCAUGCUCGUAGUCAUAGACCUUGGAAAAAAUGAAUGAUUUCCAAACAGUUACUCGUCGCAAAUCUAGAAAAAAAAUUAGGAAUAAAAGUUUCAGUUCAAGCCUGCAACAUUCAUAUGCUGAGGAAAACUUUAACACGGACGAUCUUAUUCGUCUAGUUCUUGCCGCUGCUGUCGACUUUAGAAAGUCUCCGUAUAAGCAAGUCAUCUUUAAUGGAUUGUUGAAAUCUUUAAAUGUCUUACAUUCAAAAGCCAUUGCAGAAGUUAUUUGCUAUGGAUUAGGAAGUUUUAGUAAAAAUAGAUCAUCAAAAUAUCAGUUAGCCACUUUACUGACUAUCAAGAAUCAAUAUAACUGCAAUGUGUUAGUGUAUGAUCCGAUUUUUACUGAAAAUGAAAUUGAAGUAUUAAAGACCUUGGAAUUAAAUGUUAUAACCAUAAAUGAGGAAGGCAAACGUACUAUAACGAACAACAGGCCUACUCUAGUUUUCAUGCCGCAUUGUCCAAGCCAAUUAUUGAACAACUUUCUGUAUUGUAAUUGGGGCCCGCAGUUAAAAAACUGCAUUAUUGUGUGUAAUAGGUGGUCUGCAAUUGUCGACCAAAAUCCACUUGGAUUCGUAGAAGAUACCACGAAUUAUAUUCUACGAUUAUAUCCUUACGUAGUGGACAUUGAAUUAAAAAACGAAUUUGAAUUUAUCGAGACAUUUAUUGAAACAUCUAUUCAUAUUUUUCCUGGACUAGAUGAAACUCCUUUGAGUUUUUGGGGUAACAGAGAAGAACCAGGUUAUCCAAAGGAGAGCAAUCAGUUUAUUACAAGCAGUUCUGCAUAAUAAACAAUUUUUGCUAAAUCUUCUUUAAGGAGCUUCUUAUUCUAUGUUUAAGAUUACUACAAAAUGAGUAAUGAGUUGAAAUUUAUGCGCCUACUUAUACGACAAAUAAAGGGUACGUCACAAUGGAAAACUGCACAGGAUAAAAGAAUGGUACAAUACAUGCU